Messenger RNA from Closterium sp. Naga37s-1, 639 nucleotides. The record is from the annotation of a GenBank genome assembly. Lineage: Eukaryota; Viridiplantae; Streptophyta; Zygnematophyceae; Desmidiales; Closteriaceae.
AUGGAGGUCGCGCUCGCCCCCGUUGCCGCGAGCUGGAAGCGGGACGGGGUAACGGUGUCGUCGGACAUGAUGACCGACCGUUGUGGCCGCCCGCAGGCCAACGUGCUCCUUGUCAACGACUCCGGCGCAGUUUUCGAGCAGGCGGUGGACUGCAACAUGGAGUCGAAGACCGGGGGGUACAUCGCCAGCCUUCUCCGCCCCGUCAUUGAUAAGGUGGGGCCGGAGAAUGUGGUGGCGGUCUGCACCGAUGGCGGCAGCAACUAUGCAUCGGCCGCCAAGAAGAUUGCGAGCACAUGGCCGCACAUUGAGCAUGUGCCAUGUGCCACGCAUGUCCUGGACCUGAUGAUGGAAGAUAUGGGCAAAAUGGGAUGGGCGAAGGGGCUUGUGGAGAAAGGAGGGGAGAUGAUUACCUUCGUGCGCAACCACCACUUUACCCGUGCCACCGUGGCUCGGCACAAGCAACAUCUGGCUUUAGAAUUGCGCACUGCUUCCCCAUGCCGCUCUGCUUCCCCAUGCCGCUCUGCUUUCCCAUGCCGCUCUGCUUCCCCAUGCCAUGCCUAUCAGCAGGAACGCUCUCCCCGUCCCCCCCCCUCCCCACACUACGUUGGCAGAUACGCGUCCCAGGGUAUAAUACGCUAG